AUGGAACAAAUAAUAUCAACUGAGACAAAAUACUGGAAUGAUAUUGUGAUUCGUGUGAUUUCUGUAAUUAAAUUUCUUACAUCUAGAGGUUUAUCAUUAAGAGGUGAUAAUGAAGUAUUUGGUGUUACUAACAAUGGAAAUUUUCUUGGUAUAUUGGAACUUAUUUCUGAAUUCGAUCCAUUUUUAAAAUCACACAUAGAAAGGCACGACCAAUCAAAAGUAGAUCAGAUGGCACUUGUGAUUCAGUACUGCACAUCGUCAAGUGUUCAUGAAAGAUUAGUUCAAUUAAGUCCUAUCAAAAGUCAUACAGUUGAAUCAAUAUUUGUUCUUUUAGAAGAAUUUCUUGAAAAAGCUGAACUUAAUAUAGUAAAUUGUCGCGGGCAGUCGUACGAUAAUGCCUCCAACAUGAGUGGGAAAUAUAAAGGAUUACAAGCUCAUGUAAAAAAUAAAUGUGAUUUGGCUGUUUAUAUACCCUGCACGGCUCACUCCCUGAAUCUUGUUGGUGUUCAUAGUGUUGAUUGUUGUAUAGAAGCAGUCAGUUUUUUUGGAUUUCUACAAUGUAUAUUCAAUUUUUUUAGUGGAUCUACUCAUAGAUGGGACAUUUUGACCAAUACUUUAGAUAAAAAUGUGAAAGGCCGAUUACUUGUACUGAAAUCCCUUAGUCAAACUAGAUGGUCCUGUCACUCGGAUUCUUGUCAAGCACUUACUCAUAAUUACAUAAAAAUAAUAAAAGCUUUAAAAUGUAUUAGUGAAAAUAAUAGUGAAAAUGGAGACUCAAAAAGGGAUGCUAAAAUGCUUUUAAAACAAAUUUAA
Molecule: messenger RNA, 813 nt
Organism: Acyrthosiphon pisum (pea aphid)
Lineage: Eukaryota; Metazoa; Arthropoda; Insecta; Hemiptera; Aphididae
Product: zinc finger MYM-type protein 1-like
Exons: 2
Coding region: 1-813 (270 amino acids)
Source: RefSeq, a predicted model, not a curated record